Molecule: messenger RNA, 2136 nt
Organism: Cylindrotheca closterium
Lineage: Eukaryota; Bacillariophyta; Bacillariophyceae; Bacillariales; Bacillariaceae
Source: the annotation of a GenBank genome assembly
AUGUCAAAACCUCAACAUCAGGUAUCAUCGUCACCAACAACACGACAAACGAGUCAUCACUCUCGAAUCAUCCUGCUGAUCGUCACUCUCUUUCUUUACAUUGGAGAAUCUUGUGGUCGUGAAGAUGAUCAGCCAAAGAUCAAGUCCUCUGGGACUAGGAGUACGACGACGAAGAAAAUAACAGAGACAAAGACAAAGACUAAGAAUAAGAAGAAGCCCUCAAGACCUCACAUUUGGAUGAUUGUCGUGGACGAUUUGGGGUCCAAUGAUUUGGGAUUCCAUGGUUCCGGAAUCCAUACUCCCAACAUUGAUUCCUUGGUGAUGGGAGACGACAAUAAGGAUGGAUAUAACAGCAGCAGCAGCAGCAGCAGCAUCCUUUUGGACCAAUACUACGUCUUGCCAUGCUGCAGUCCAACACGGGCAUCGCUUCUUUCGGGAAAGUAUCCUCUGCAUCAUGGCAUUCAUUCUUAUAUUGAAGAUUAUUCUACUGUGGGAUUGCCGUUGGACAAUGUGGAAACCUUACCAAACAUGCUCAAGCGGUCCAAAGCUGAUGAUGGUGGUGGUGGCGGCGGUGGUAGUGGUGGUGGUGGUGGAGAGAAUAAUAAGAACCAAGAAGGUGGUGCUGCGGAUGACGGAUACGAAACACACGCGGUGGGCAAGUGGCAUUUGGGUCAUGCCAAAUGGGAAUACACUCCAACCUUUCGUGGAUUUGACUCCUUUUUUGGAUUCUAUCGAGGAGGAGAAGAUUACUAUACCCAUAGUGCCAAAAAUGCAUACGAUAUGAGAUAUGACAAGCAACCAAUGUGUGGGCGAAACUGUUCCAAGAUUGUCGACAGGAGCGGCAAUCAAAGGGAUGAGAAGAAUGCAGGUACAAGAGAUGAGUUGGGCUUUGGAAAAGAACAGUAUUCCACACAUGUAUUUACCAAACAAGCCAUUCGAGUUGUGGAAGACUAUGGAAAUAGAAAGCAUACUCUCCAGGACCACGACGAAAGACAUCCUUCCAACGAGACUGACCCAACAGAAUCCAAGAACGGGACCCUUCCACCGCUCUUCUUGUACUUGGCGUUUCAGGCAGUCCAUGCUCCCGAUCAAGUCCCUUGGCCCUACAAGGAUCGCUAUUCCGAUCGCGCCGAUUGGUCGGAUACUCGAAAGACCUAUGCCGGAAUGUUGACAGCUGCGGAUGAAGGCAUUGGCAACAUUACCAAAGUGCUUCAGAAGGACUAUCCAGAUAUUUGGGAUAAUCUGUUGAUUGUAUUUACAACGGAUAAUGGAGGUCCCACUGAAAUAUGCGCCGUACAAGGGUCAUCCAAUCAUCCAAAGAGAGGUGGCAAAUGCACAGUUUGGGAAGGGGGAACAACUGGAGAUGGUUUUGUGAGUGGUCCGUACAUGACAAAGCUGCUGGAGGAUGAGAACGAGGGGGAAGUGGGCAAUAGUAACCGUGAUAAAACUACAAGUCUCAGUGAUGCUGAAAGUUCAAAGGGACAAAGUCACGAUUCGACCCCUGUCCAUUCGAUGCGACAUUAUUCACAUCUCUUUCAUGUCGUGGAUUGGCUGCCAACCUUGGCCCAAAUUGUUGGUGUCAAACCAAGAGACGGGUUGGACGGGAAGGGUCAACUGAGCGGCUGGCAACACGAUAUUCCCAUUCGAGAUCAUGUUCACAUUGGAUACGCAUUUGCUGCAUUCUCGACAAAGCAGUGGUAUGGGCCAGCGAUACGAUCCCAACAGUGGAAGCUGAUUCAAGGUUCAUCCGGAGGCCCAGACGAAAAUAAUCUCAAACCCAAAGGAAGUGACGAGCCCCUUCCUGGUGGUGGGAGUAUCGAUGGAGGACAAAGCGAAUCGGCAUCAGUCAACAACAACAACAACAACAACACUAGCUUUGAGAAUGAAUCAAACUAUCUACUAUUUGAUUUGGAGAAUGAUCCGAACGAACAGCACAAUGUGGCAUCUCAAUUCCCAGAAAUAGUGGAAUCGUUAGUCGAUAAACUGAGGGAAUAUCAAAAAACAUACUUGCCUCCCCAGCCAGAAGAUCCGAGUUGCCCAUUCACUGGGUUUGUCAAUACAUCCAUGGGGCCCACCUGGUACGAUGCCAUGGUGCAACGAGGUUGUGCUUUAUUCGUGAAGGAGCUCCAUGGAUGA